Messenger RNA from Pararge aegeria (speckled wood butterfly), 1754 nucleotides. RefSeq names its product tectonic-1-like. Lineage: Eukaryota; Metazoa; Arthropoda; Insecta; Lepidoptera; Nymphalidae. Gene Ontology annotation, biological process: cilium assembly. Gene Ontology annotation, cellular component: ciliary transition zone. The transcript has 6 exons. The record is from RefSeq and is a predicted model, not a curated record. Bases 129 to 1754 code for a protein of 541 amino acids.
AAUUAUACAAUUCUGUCUGAUGAAUUUUAUAAAUGGACAAAUAAAAGUUGAUGACAGAGAAAUCGAUACAAAGAAACCCAUUGCAAAAAAUUUAAGUGACUUAUUUCAUGCUAUAAAGCGAAAACCUCAUGCACUAUUUUACCGCACUGAGAAUAAUAAAAUCCAAGUCAAGAUACAAAGCUUGUGAUAUUAAUUGCUGUUGUGACAAUGAUUGCUCGGAUCAAGAUAAAAGUGUCUUAAAACAUUGUGAAGAUAGUGAGCAAGAGUGCGAGAUUCCUAACAUAGAUUAUUUACACAUGUGUUCAUCUCAAUUGACUUGCAACAAACAGUUACAGAGCGAUGUAUUUGGAUACCUUUUCUGUAUUGGAAAAGCUAACUUGCCGGAAAAAGGGAAGCCAUCUAAAACGACGUUAUAUAGUUUGGAUCCCAACAACCGCUUAAAAUGGCACGUCACAAAGAAAAAGAGCAAAAAUAUUAAGUUUACGAAAAAUCUUUACUCUAUCGGCCAACCGAUAUGGAUGGUGACAAAUGACAGUAUUGAUUCUUUAGAACUCCCAAUAACCGUAACGAAUGAAUACUGCAAUGGUUACAAGGCAAUAGAAUUUCUAAGAAAUGAUUACGUAAAAUGUUACGUAAAAUUAAAGGAUCUACACAUGUUAGACGUUAUCAAGAGUUUUGUGAGGGCAAAAGUUGUGAGCCCGAUAGAAAUCACACUGAAUAGUACAAAAAUGGAUUGUACAACACUGCACUGCAUAAACUUGACAUUACUUUCAUGUGACGAACAUAAAUGUAUUAAAUAUAACAAAGAAUUGCACGAACCCAGAUGUUCAGAGAGCCAUUGCAAUAACAUUGCUGUCAGAAUUGAAUAUGAAUUCUAUUGCAAUGUUUCACUAAUAAAAAGAGUAAUUGUUAAAUUCCACGUUCGCACAAUCUCCAUGGCCCAAGAGUUUGUUCUUCAGGAAAUUGCAGUAAACUUUUAUUUGGGAAACUACUCCAUAGAAAACAUUGUCAAAUUCAGUGGAAAUCCUGGAUAUAUCAGAGGCCUACCUAUCAUCAUAUCAUUAUCUGAAAGCAAUCAUACGGCAAAGUUUUUCAACAGCAGUGUUGCAAGAAGUAAUUAUCUUUUAAUGCCCUACAACAGAGAUGGUCGAUGUGUGGUCACAAAUUUAACACACAACAUUGUAAUGUUUGGUCAUAAUAAACGAUUAAAAUGUCGGGCAUAUUUUAGACAAAACUUUACUACAUACAACGGAACAGAAAUAUGCCAGAAAAUUCAGGCCAGAAUUGAUGAAUUGUACGGACUCCGAUCAAAUAUAUUGAUUGCUCCAUAUGGAAACCCACAAGAUGUGGCUGAUAAAAACUGGGUCAGACUGGAAACAUUUAAUAAAAGCAACAUUUAUGGAGAAUAUCAUCCUAAGGAUUCUAAAUUGCUUUGCUACAACCUAAUAACAAGGAUUGCCUUUAUAAUAGCCUUUGCGGACACAAAUGAUGCUAAUAAAGAAGUAAAUAAAAUAAUAAGUGCCAGAGUCGACAGCACAACAAUGAAUAAGACAUUCAGUAUCGAUGAUUUGUCAACUGUUAUAACGAUUGAUGCGAAUUUUAUCGACGUGAGUAAACCAACUUUUCACGAGUACAUUGGAAUACACUUUGAUUUUAAAUUACCUAAGGAUUUCUUUUUCCCACUAGCAUCUAAUAAAUGUCAAAUAAUCUAUCGUAACAUAACGCACCUAGAAGCUAAUAGUAAAUUAUUCUGA